Messenger RNA from Sinocyclocheilus grahami, 3222 nucleotides. RefSeq names its product plexin-B3-like. The transcript has 4 exons. NCBI's taxonomy places the organism in Eukaryota, Metazoa, Chordata, Actinopteri, Cypriniformes, Cyprinidae. Gene Ontology annotation, molecular function: semaphorin receptor activity. Gene Ontology annotation, cellular component: plasma membrane; semaphorin receptor complex. The annotation marks the transcript as partial. Gene Ontology annotation, biological process: regulation of cell shape; regulation of cell migration; negative regulation of cell adhesion. The record is from RefSeq and is a predicted model, not a curated record.
CUUCAGGAUUCUCCAGUGAAUAAGCUGUUGUACGCACGAGAAAUCCCACGAUACAAGCAGCUGGUGGAGAGGUACUACAGUGAUAUUCAUAACGCCGUGUCUGGCUGUUACCAGGAAAUGAAUUCAACCCUCACAGAGCUGUCAGGGAGCUUUGCAUCCGAGAUGAACAGUUUGGUGGCAUUGCAUGAGCUGUACAAGUAUAUCAACAAAUACUACGAUCAGAUUAUCAUGUCUCUGGAAGAAGACGCUGCGGGUCAGAAGAUGCAGCUGGCGUAUCGGCUUCAGCAGGUUGCCGCCCUGGUGGAGAAUAAAGUCACUGACCUUUAGGCUUUGACCUUUCACCUUGUCAUCUAAGCUCAAUAAUAAUCACAAUAAUCGUCUUAUCUCAUGUGAUCGGCUGAUGAAAUGCAACCACUACGCCAAACACUUGUGUGCUUCCACAACCGUUCACAUAAACUCCCUGCAUAUUCUUAACAAAAGGGAACAGGAAAUGAAGUAAUGAUCACAUUCUUCCGAUAAAACCUUAAUGGGAGUUUUAUUGGAGAAGGAUUGCUUUUCAGACUGAGGCUCUGAACAAUUCACAGGAGUAUUGACCGACAGGAAGUGUGUGUGUGUGUGUGUGUGCAUGGUUAAUUGUGAUGUGCUUGUCUGAAAGGCUCUGCUGUAUAUAUGAAGUUUACCUAAUUCAAAUUUUAAUGACACUACUGAAGCAGCUCUCACAUAUUGUGACAUGCUGAGACACAUUUUAUACCAUUUCUAUUUCCAUUCAAGUGAUCACAUCCACUGUAUGGAUGAUCUUUCAUGAACUGAUUCAACGAAACUGUACAGUCAUGUCAGCACUGCGGACAAAUCCCACAUUUACUUCUACUGUACGUGGAGUAUUUCAUUCCAGGUUUAGAAAUGUUCUACUCCUCCACAAUCAAAGCCCAAACUCAUAGACUGUCCUUGGCUGUGUGGUGUUAACUUUUUAUACUAACAUUUCUACAUUAGUAUUGCAGAUCAAAACAAGUAUUAAGCUUUUACUGGGACUGUGGAGUAAGUCUAUGCACACAAGUGCCAUAAGUAACAAGAGCACAAUAUUUGUGUGCACGUUAUUGUGUAGCUUUAGGUGUGCAUGCAAAAAAGAAAAGACUGUGUCGCAGUUUUCAGGUUUUCCAUUGUUGUUAGUAUCGCAAAUAUCUGGAAUUUCUCAAAGUUGUUAAAUGUGAUCAUCUGAAUUUAGUUUGUAGUACCAUAAGCUGAUUAACUUUACUUCAUCCAGCAGAUUUCUGAUAGAUCUCGAUAAAAUAUGGGUCUGGGUCACAUUUCACUGCCAAAUAUACAGAUAAAGAAUAAAUUAUAUUUUGCACAAUAUACCUUAUUCUUAAACUUCAACUAAUAUAUCAUUGUUUAUUCUUUUUCUAUUAAUAGGCUUUUGCAUUGCUUCUUAAAUCUUAUAAAGAUGUUGUAAUGCACAGCAUCUUUCAAUUCAAGUUUAUUUUUUGAUUUAGGCAUGAAAUAAAUCCAAGAUCUUCGCAGGUUUUGUGAGAUUCACCCACACUUAAAGUAAAUGGCGUUGAUUUCCUAAUGCCUGCUUUGUAUUUAAUGGCAAAAGCGAGAACAAUUCAAGAUUCAAUCUCAAGCGUUUUGAGUCUCUGAUUAAAUUGCAAUGCAGCUGGGUUGGCCAGUCCCUUGGGAGGUAUUGACACAAAACUGGGACAGUUUGGGUCAUUGGAUUUCGAGUUGGCAAAUGGAGAAUAGCAUCUUUAUUCCCUUUGUUCCAAUGAUUAGAAAAGCAGCAGUCGGAUUGAGAGUUGUGAACAUUAAACACUGAAUAGAAACUAACUAUUGUAAAUAAUGCUUAUUUAUACAUGACCGCCAAUGUGCCUUCUUUGUUACUUUUUAUAAUGUCUACCGAUUUAAGUAAACAUGCUUGACAUUACUUGCCAAAUGGAAGAAAAGAUGAACUGCGGCACAACUGUUGCCUGUUGUGAAGAUCAUACAGGGCUUUUAGUCUCUGAACUGCAGUGAGUCUCAGGAUUAUAGCUGUCGAUCUCAAUGGUUUCAGUAUAAAUCCAUGUGUAGCUCAGUCAUUUCUAGUUUGCCCUUUCGGGCUCAUUUCCUGGAGCGAUCUGUAUUCACCUUGUUGUCACAGGUGAUGAUGGUGUAAUUUUUUUGUGCAUCUGUUCUUUUUAGCUUCUCAAAACGGUCAUGAUUUGUUUUUCGCCCCAAGGCACUUUGUGUUUACAUUUUGGCUCACCCACAAUGUCUAAUUAUUUUGUAGUUUGAUCAUGAAGCUGACGUCAUAUGCUUUAACACAAUCCCUUUUGUGUAUAGAACUGAAAAUAAUGAAUGCACUGCUAUCUGGACAUCUCAAAUGUAUUUUUGAAGGCUUCCCUGUUCCUGCGUUUAUUUAUGUGAUUUUGAGCUAUUACGCUUCAUCAUACUAAUGUAUGCACAGAGCUGUGUUUUAAAAAUGGGAAACGUAUUAGUUUGCUCAUCCUGUGUAUGUUUAUUAGCCUGUUGUUGGAUGUGUUUGGCCUCUUGGUGUAUUUUUUGAUUAUUAUAGGCUGAUGCAUGCUUGAGAUUUGAUUGGAUUUUCUGAUUGGGGUGCUUUAUGAGAGGUUCACUCGAUGGACUGCGUUAUAAAUGUGCAUGACUCUCAUAUGAACACAGAAGAAAGCGUGUGUGUAUGCAUGAGAGUUUGUAAGUAAUUGUAGCGCUUCGUACAUGACGGUGAGGUUUUUUGGCGAAUCUCCUGUUAUGUACAGUUUUCUCUAAGAGAAUCCUGCGAAACCUUCUUUUUGUACAGUCUUGCGAUUUUCCUGUUUUGCCAGUUGUGUGGAAUAUGGCUUUGUAUCUUUGCAGAUAAACAAUUCAGACCAUUGUUUAGAGAAUUGGUGGUGUAUACGGAGCCCUUGCCCGGCACCGAGUUUUACACAACUUUUAUACAAGGGUAAAAAAAUAAUAUAUGGUAAUUUUCUAAUGAAGUUGGGGUUAAAAGAGAGCUUAAACCCAGUCUAAAGACAUUACUCUUUUGUAUUUGUUUUGUGUAUAGUUUGCUAACAAUUGUGUAUAUGUGCCUGUACAUAUUGUGAAGAGGACUUGUUUUUUUUGUUUUUUGAUUUUGUUUUUCAACAGACUUACUCUCUCCAUUCAGGAGAAAUUGGGAGCCAAAAUGUUGAAAUGAGUGAAAUGGAAAUUUGUAUCUGGAAAAAAUAAAGCUAUAAUUUUAACAAUGAA